Messenger RNA from Coffea arabica (coffee), 1986 nucleotides. Its product is annotated as cytochrome P450 93A3-like. NCBI's taxonomy places the organism in Eukaryota, Viridiplantae, Streptophyta, Magnoliopsida, Gentianales, Rubiaceae. Gene Ontology annotation, molecular function: monooxygenase activity; iron ion binding; heme binding. The record is from RefSeq and is a predicted model, not a curated record.
UUGCUGGACUUUUGGGAAGUUAAUAAUUUGCGCCUAUAUAUGUUUCAUAAACUUCAGUUCAUAAACUCGUACCAAUUUCUGAUAUCUAUCCGGAUAUACUUCUGGAAUUUUAAAUGGCUCUGAUGAUGGUAUCAGAAAUGUUUCUGUUCAAUCCGCUUCUAUUAAUGUUUCUUUUGUUCUUGGCCGUCUCCCUUUUUCUUUCCCAUGCAAUAAAGGGGCGGAUGAAAUCUAAAACACCAAUCCAACACCCUCCAAGUCCUCCGGCAUUGCCACUCAUUGGACAUUUUCAUCUGCUUGGUCCAGAAACAGCCAAAUCCUUCCAAACCCUGGCCUCCCGCUAUGGUCCCAUCCUGCGGCUCCGGUUGGUUUCAAAAACUUCUGUAAUAGUUUCUAGUGCCAUGAUUGCAAAAGAAAUAUUGAAAGACAAUGAGAUGAAUUUCAUCUCGAGGCCUGUAGUGGGAUAUUCAUGGUUCAAUAUAUACGACGGCUCAACGUUUGUGUUCGCGGAAUAUGGGACGUAUUGGCGUUUCAUGAAGAAAUUGUGUAUGACUGAGCUUCUUUCCCUAGCACAGGUCAGCCGAUUCACUGAUAUCAGAAGAGAUGAGACGAUGAAAUUGUUGGAAACCCUUGUUAAGUGCUCUUAUGAAGGUAAGUCAUGCGAUCUUGGAAAGGAGUUUUUGAGACUCACAAACAAUUAUACAUGCAGGAUAGUGAUGAGCACGAGGUGUUCCGCCAGUGAAGAUGAGAGUAAGAAGGUCUGGGAGUUUAUUAAAGAGAUAGAAGACCUACUGGCCAAAUUAACCUUUGGCGAGAUAUUGGGUCCUUUGCUGGGGAAACUUGAUUUAUUUGGCUAUGGGAGAAAGCUGAAGACUUUGCUUUCAAGUUUUGAUACACUGGUAGAAAAGAUAAUGAGUAAGCAUGAGGAGGAUAUGCGCUUUUGUAGAAAAAAGGAAAGGAGGGAUCUUAUGGAUUUGCUCUUGGAUGUUUACAGGGAUGAAAAUGCUGAAGUGAAGCUAACCAGAAAGAACAUCAAGGCCUUGAUCUUGGAACUUUUUACAGCAGGCACCGAAACAUCAGCCAAAGCCUUAGAGUGGACGAUUGCGGAGCUUAUCAACCACCCUCAAGAAUUCAAGAAGCUUAAAGAAGAAAUUCAUAGAGUUGUUGGUUCACAAAGGCUUGUUGAGGAAUCAGAUAUCCCAAAUCUUCCUUACUUGCGAGCAGUCAUUAGAGAAAGCUUAAGACUACACCCUCCUUCAGCCGUGCUUCUUCGUAGAUGCGUGAAGGAUUGUAAGAUCAGUGGUUAUGAUAUAUUAGCGAAUGAAGGGGUAUUAUUCAAUUUGAUUGACAUCAUGAGGGACCCAAGUUCAUGGGAAAAUCCGCUAGAUUUUCAACCCGAGAGGUUCAUGGAGAAAUCCGGAGGACAUUACGAUCCGUAUCAAAUGGAUAUUAGAGGGAAAAAUUUCAAGAUGUUGGCCUUUGGUACAGGAAGAAGAGGGUGUCCAGGUGCGUCUCUGGCUUUAGCUGCUGUUCAUGGAGUGAUUGCCGCACUUGCUCAGUGCUUUGAUUUUGAGGUGGAAGGAGGGAAAGAGAUAGACAUGGAAGAAAAGGCUGGGUUGGCUAAUGCAAUGGCUCAUCCGCUUCUCUGCUACCCCAUUACACAUUUCAACCCUUUUGCAGUUCACUCGUAACGAGAGUCAGAAAUUUCUUCUCAAAAUCUCAGGCUGCUAUUCUGCUUCUCUGCUAUAUAUCCCAUACAAGAAUUCCUUAUUUUAGGUGCCAAUUGUGUGGCGUUCACUUUUUCAUGUCCUUGGUUUAUGGAACCUAUUUCACGAACCAAAAGCAUGAUGCUGAAUCAAAUUUUGGACCAUGGAAUAACUUAGGAACUAAUUCUGUGCCGAGUUCCAAAUUUUUAACAAUUCACUCAGGCUUGCUAUUAAAAAAGAAAGGAAAAAUGGAAAAACGACUCAAACUGACUUACUUACGAUU